Ambispora gerdemannii is the source of this 1881-nucleotide messenger RNA. The record is from the annotation of a GenBank genome assembly. Lineage: Eukaryota; Fungi; Glomeromycota; Glomeromycetes; Archaeosporales; Ambisporaceae.
AUGUCCGCUGCAACUUAUCGAACAAAAAAAUCAUCACCUCCAGGCAGCGGAUUUCCAACCCCUGCACAAAGCCGUGACAGCUCUUCUGAAGUUGGUUCGAUUGUGAGUGAUACAACACGUAAGAAACAUACCAAAAAGAAGGAUGAGGCUAUUAGAAAAAAGGUCGAACAAGAACUUACCUCGAAAAAGAAAAGUCGGGCUAAUAGUGGCGCAAAAAAACGUCAAAAUGCACAAAACCAAAAACAAGAUGGAACUGUGGCUUCUUUACGACCAACCCAAGCACUAACUGUUCGGGAAAAUUUUUUGGUAGAAGAAGCAGCACAAUUCAUGGCGGCAAAACGUGCUGAUUGUGUGUUGGUUAUUGAUCAUGAAGAACAUUUAUCGGGAAUUUUCACGGCAAAAGAUUUAGCAUUUCGUGUUGUGGGUGAAGGUUUAGACGCUAGAAAUACCACAGUUGCCAAGAUCAUGACUCAUGAACCUAAAUGUGUUAAACUUGACACAUCAGCUACCUUUGCUCUCGAAACAAUGGUUGAUCGUGGCUUCAGGCAUCUUGUGAAUGGUGACGUUGUUGGUCUACUCGAUAUCACCAAAUGCUUGUAUGAAGCACUCGAUAAAAUGGAACGUGCCUAUGGCUCAUCAAAGAAACUAUAUGAUGCAUUAGAAGGAGUCGAAAAAGAAUGGUCCAACCAACCCACACACCUUGUACAUUAUCUUGGUAUGUUACGUGAUAAAAUGUCAUGUCCCACUUUAGCCACGCUAUUGGACGAGCGUACUCGACAUGUGGAAGUUGGUGUUCGCACAACGGUUCGUGACGCUGCCCGUUUAAUGCGACAAUAUCGUACCACAGCUGUUCUUGUUAUGGAACAUGGUAUGAUUGCCGGUAUCUUCACGAGCAAGGAUAUUGUAUUGAGAGUUAUUGCCGCUGGCCUUGACCCUGCCACAUGUAGUGUAGCCAGAGUCAUGACACCUCACCCGGAUACUGCACCUUCACAUACUAGUAUUCUUGAUGCUUUGAAGAAGAUGUAUGAUGGUCAUUAUCUAAAUCUCCCGGUUGUCGAUGAUGGCCAUAUUUCAGGGAUGAUUGAUGUAUUGAGACUUACAUAUGCAACCAUGGAACAGAUGAAUUCAACCCAAGCUCAAGAUAGUCAUGAAUCUGGAGGUGGUCCCAUGUGGGGUCGCUUCUGGAAUUCAUUUGCCAACGAUGGUGACAAUGAAUCCAUAGUUUCUGAUUCAAUAUCACCAUCACAAAGUGCUUCAAAUGUUCCCCCACCCUCACCGAACUCGCACAUGCGAGGUUCUGGACACAUUUCACCAAUCCCCGAAAUACAUCCCAGUGAAUCAGCAUCAGCAAUCGAUGAUAAUGGCUCAUUAGCAUCCUUCCCUCGUGGCCAUGACGAAAAUUUCUUCACAUUUAAAUUCAAAUCGCCAAGUGGGAAAACGCACCGAUUCACAAUGGACUAUACAAACCUCGACAUGAUUAGACAUCGUGUCGCUUCUCAACUCCCGAAGACCAUAAAAGCAUUCUCUUUAGCAUACGUGGAUGACGACAACGAUCAUGUGUUAAUGUCAAGUGAUGACGAUGUCGUUGAUGCUGUUCGAAUUGCACAACGACAAGGACUUUCGCGUGUGCUUUUACUUGUACAGGAAAUCGACGAAAAGAAACCAGCUUCGAAAUCUAGGGCUUCUCGUGUAUCACAAGAAGAAGACGAAACAGCCUCGGAUCUUAUAGGAAAAAAGAAAAAGAGACGAAGCAGACACUUAGAUCGUGAAAUUGUCGGAAAUAAUAAUCCACUAAAUGACUGGCUAUUACCAGCAGCUGUUGUAACAUUGGCAGCUGCUAUUGUUGGAGUAUUUGCAAUAUCAAAAAUAUCCGGUCGCUAA